AUGAGGGUGAUGGCCGACGAGGAGACCCUGGUGGCCACUGCUGCCAUUGUUAAAUCAUUAGCCGUUUACCCCCAAGAUGCCAACUCGGUUCCUGUUCCUAUCGGCACCAAUUCCCAAAUCAGGUUACCCGGUCACGAAAGCCAUGCUAAAGAAACUCUUGAGCGUGAGCUUUCUGCCCUUGUAGUCAGGAUCCAACAGCUCGAGGCCAAGGCCAGUGUUGGAAAUGGUGCAGUUUUUCCUGAUACGCCUAACGAGACGGCCGAAUCUCUUUUUGGCGAUGAGUCCCCUAGUCCCCUAGGUGGUAAAUCGUCAGGAGGUCGCUCUCGAUUUGCAGUCCUCCCGCCCGCCCGGAACGGCGCCAGUGAGGAACGAGCCGUGAAGGUUCUUCCCCUCACCAAUGAAGAUCUCGAGGGACUUCAUGAGCAUGUCAUAGACCAAUCCAAGAUACUCGACAACCAACGCCAAGAGUUGACGAAUGUCAAUGCUCAGCUUAUAGAGCAGAAACAACUGCAAGAGAAGGCCCUUGAACUCAUUGAGAAGGAACGGGUCGCUGCCUUGGAACGGGAAUUAUGGAAACAUCAAAAAGCUAACGAGGCCUUCCAAAAGGCGCUCCGUGAAAUUGGUGCUAUUGUUAGCGCCGUUGCACGAGGUGAUCUCACCAUGAAGGUUCGAAUGAAUACUGUGGAAAUGGACCCGGAAAUUACGACUUUCAAGCGGACUAUCAAUACCAUGAUGGAUCAGCUACAGGUCUUCGCCAGCGAAGUGUCCCGUGUCGCGCGUGAAGUCGGUACAGAUGGCAUACUUGGCGGCCAGGCCAUGAUCGAAGGCGUAGACGGAACUUGGAAAGAACUGACAGACAAUGUUAACGUAAUGGCUCAAAAUCUCACCGAUCAAGUACGAGAAAUCGCUUCAGUGACAACCGCUGUCGCCCAUGGCGACCUGACUAAGAAGAUCGAGAGGCCGGCCAAUGGUGAAAUCCUUCAGCUUCAGCAAACUAUCAAUACUAUGGUUGAGCAACUGCGUACAUUUGCAUCCGAAGUCAGUCGUGUCGCUAGAGAUGUAGGCACCGAGGGUAUCUUAGGAGGCCAAGCCGAUGUAAUGGGUGUUCAAGGUAUAUGGAACGAGUUAACGGUAAACGUGAACGCCAUGGCAAAUAAUCUUACGACCCAAGUACGCGACAUCGCUAAGGUCACUACUGCUGUUGCCAAAGGAGAUCUCACUCAAAAAAUUCAAGCCGAAUGCAGGGGCGAGAUCUUUGAACUCAAGUCGACUAUCAACUCUAUGGUUGAACAAUUAUCCCAAUUCGCACGCGAAGUCAGCAAGAUUGCCCGAGAGGUCGGAACCGAAGGUCGUCUCGGUGGUCAGGCUACGGUGAAUGACGUUGAAGGCACCUGGCGUGAUCUCACCGACAAUGUCAACGGUAUGGCUAUGAAUCUGACAACGCAGGUGCGCGAGAUUUCCAAGGUUACCACGGCUGUAGCAGCAGGAGACCUAUCCCAGAAGAUCACCGUUGAAGUCAAAGGCGAAAUGCUCAGACUAAAAUUGACGAUAAACUCCAUGGUGGACCGCUUGGGCAAGUUUGCCUUCGAAGUCAGCAAGGUCGCCAGAGAAGUCGGAACCGACGGAACCUUGGGUGGCCAGGCUCGAGUUGACGAUGUAGAAGGGAAAUGGAAAGACCUCACCGAAAAUGUCAACACAAUGGCUCUAAACUUGACGUCUCAGGUACGAGGUAUAUCCACGGUUACCCAAGCUAUUGCCGAUGGCGACAUGAGCCAGAAGAUCGAUGUGCAGGCGAAGGGCGAGAUACUCGUAUUGAAGGAAACUAUUAAUAACAUGGUUGACCGCCUGUCGGUCUUCUGUAAUGAAGUACAACGUGUAGCAAAGGAUGUCGGCGUAGACGGUAAAAUGGGAGGCCAAGCAGAUGUUGGAGGUCUAAAGGGACGAUGGAAAGAGAUCACUGCCGAUGUCAACACAAUGGCGACGAACUUGACCACCCAGGUGCGAGCUUUCGGCGAUAUUACUAACGCUGCUACCGACGGAAAUUUCACCAAGCUAGUCGACGUGGAAGCUUCCGGCGAAAUGGACGAGCUCAAGCGAAAGAUCAACCAGAUGGUGUACAAUCUUCGAGACAGUAUCCAAAGAAACACGCAGGCAAGAGAGGCGGCCGAGCAAGCCAACAAGACCAAAUCGGAGUUCCUCGCGAAUAUGUCGCACGAGAUACGAACCCCCAUGAACGGCAUUAUUGGAAUGACACAAUUAACUCUCGAUACCGAUCUCACGCAAUAUCAGAGGGAAAUGCUGAAUAUUGUGAACAACCUUGCCAACAGUUUGUUGACUAUUAUUGACGACAUAUUGGAUCUGUCGAAGAUUGAAGCUCGAAGAAUGGUAAUAGAGGAAAUCCCGUAUACCUUACGGGGCACCGUUUUCAAUGCCUUGAAGACGUUGGCUGUCAAGGCGAACGAGAAGUUCCUAGACCUUACAUAUCGGGUUGACAGUUCUGUUCCUGAUUAUGUGGUCGGUGAUUCCUUCCGUCUACGACAGAUCAUUCUGAACCUUGUGGGCAACGCCAUCAAGUUCACGGAGCAUGGCGAAGUAAGCUUGACGAUUCGAAAAGCCGAAGGUGCCCCUCCAAAGGAUCCCCGCGAGUAUGCAAUCGAGUUUGUCGUCUCGGACACGGGUAUAGGAAUCCCGCCUGAUAAGCUCGACUUGAUUUUCGAUACUUUCCAACAGGCGGACGGAUCCAUGACUCGUAAGUUUGGUGGUACCGGCUUAGGUCUAUCAAUCUCGAAGAGAUUAGUUAAUUUGAUGGGCGGCGACGUCUGGGUUAAGAGUGAGUUCGGGAAAGGCAGCUCGUUUUACUUCACCUGCGUGGUCAAGUUGGCAGACGGCGAGGUUGCGUCCAUCGAGAAGCAACUGAAGCCUUACAAGGGACAUCAAGUGCUGUUUAUCGACAAGGGACGCACCCAAUAUGGGAGAGAAAUCGUCAAUAUGCUACAGAGGCUUGGCCUUGUACCGGUGGUUGUAAACACCGAAGGAAAUCCUCACGUGCCUGGGUCGGACGAUCCGCCAUACGACGUGAUCAUUGUUGAGUCUAUCGACACCGCCCGUAAGCUAAGGGCUGUUGAAGACUUCAAAUACCUCCCGAUUGUCCUUUUGGCACCAGUCGUUCACGUCAACCUGAAAUCAUGCUUGGAUCUAGGCAUUACAUCUUACAUGACCACUCCUUGUAAACCCAUCGACCUGGGGAAUGGAAUGGUUCCUGCUUUAGAGAACCGUGCUACGCCGUCCCUGGCUGACAAUACGAAAUCGUUCGAAAUUCUACUUGCUGAGGAUAACAGGGUUAACCAGCGACUGGCUGUAAAGAUUCUCGAGAAAUAUCAUCACGCCGUCACCGUGGUUGGGAACGGCCUAGAAGCUGUGGAGGCCGUCAAGAAAAAGAAAUUUGAUGUCAUCCUAAUGGAUGUCCAGAUGCCAAUAAUGGGAGGCUUCGAAGCUACUAAUAAGAUCCGCGAGUACGAACGCAGCCUUGGCUCUCACCGGACACCGAUCAUCGCAUUAACGGCACACGCUAUGAUGGGAGAUCGGGAGAGGUGUAUACAGGCCCAGAUGGACGAAUACUUAUCCAAACCUCUACAGCAAAACCACUUGAUACAGACCAUUCUAAAGUGCGCAACGCUUGGCGGUGCUCUUCUCGAGAAGAACCGGGAGCGGGAACUGGCACGUCAAUCUGAACAAAAGAACGGCGGCAAACCGAAUGGCUCGGCACACUUGAGGCCCGGUCUCGAGGCCCGUUCGAUAACCUCGAACGAGCCCUUGAUGGGAACCAUGGAGAGCCCAUCUCUCGUUUCGGCGAAUCAAGACGAUCCGCUGCAUAGGGCACGUUCAACCCUCUCUGAACCUUGCGUUCAAAAUGACUAA
Daldinia loculata is the source of this 3918-nucleotide messenger RNA. RefSeq lists its product as uncharacterized. Gene Ontology annotation, cellular component: membrane. Gene Ontology annotation, biological process: phosphorylation; phosphorelay signal transduction system; cellular hyperosmotic response. Gene Ontology annotation, molecular function: phosphorelay sensor kinase activity. The coding region runs from base 1 to 3918 and encodes 1305 amino acids. The transcript has 5 exons. Lineage: Eukaryota; Fungi; Ascomycota; Sordariomycetes; Xylariales; Hypoxylaceae. The record is from RefSeq and is a predicted model, not a curated record.